AUGGCGCUCGAUAGCUUCUUUCACAACAAGAUCGAGAGUAGGAAGCUCGAGAUCAUCCAGGGUCAAGCUGUUCUGCGAAGAUUGGAAGCUCAGAGAAACGACUACAACUCGAGAGUGCGGCUAUUACGUGAAGAGCUCGGUUUAUUGCAGCAACCUGGAUCAUACGUUGGUGAGGUUGUGAAGGUGAUGGGAACGAAGAAGGUCUUGGUCAAGGUGCACCCGGAAGGCAAAUACGUCGUUGACGUCUCCGAUAAUGUUGACAUUUCCAAGCUCACGGUUGGAAAGCGGGUUACACUUCUCUCCGAUUCCUACAAACUCGAAAAGAUGCUGCCGUCGUCUGUCGACCCCCUGGUAUCCCUCAUGAUGGUAGAAAAGGUCCCCGAUAGCACAUACGAUAUGAUUGGUGGUCUAGAUCAACAGAUUAAAGAAAUCAAGGAAGUUAUUGAGCUCGGCCUCAAGCACCCCGAACUCUUCGAGUCUCUCGGCAUAGCACAACCCAAAGGAGUCCUUCUAUAUGGCCCACCAGGAACGGGAAAGACUCUGCUAGCAAGAGCUGUCGCACAUCACACCGACUGCAAGUUCAUCAGAGUGUCCGGAUCAGAGUUGGUGCAGAAAUACAUCGGAGAAGGAUCAAGAAUGGUACGCGAGUUGUUCGUCAUGGCGAGAGAGCAUGCCCCAUCUAUCAUCUUCAUGGAUGAAAUAGAUUCCAUCGGAUCAUCCCGUGUGGAGGGCUCAUCUGGUGGCGACUCCGAGGUUCAACGAACUAUGUUGGAGUUGCUAAAUCAACUGGAUGGAUUUGAGCCUACAAAGAACAUCAAGGUCAUUAUGGCCACGAAUCGUCUUGACAUCUUGGAUCCGGCACUCCUGAGACCUGGACGUAUCGACCGAAAGAUCGAAUUCCCCCCACCAACAGUCGAAGCCAGAGCAGACAUUCUUCGAAUUCAUAGCCGAAGCAUGAACUUGACCCGUGGUAUCAACUUGACAAAGAUUGCCGAAAAGAUGAACGGGUGUUCUGGAGCAGAGCUGAAGGGUGUUUGCACGGAGGCAGGCAUGUACGCUUUGAGGGAGAGACGAGUGCAUGUUACUCAGGAAGAUUUUGACCUGGCAACGGCGAAGGUGCUGAACAAGCACGAUGACAAGGAGGUCAGUCUGGGGAAAUUAUGGAAAUAG
This is a messenger RNA of Hyaloscypha bicolor E, 1170 nucleotides long. Its product is annotated as 26S protease regulatory subunit 8. The record is from RefSeq and is a predicted model, not a curated record. Bases 1 to 1170 code for a protein of 389 amino acids. Gene Ontology annotation, biological process: proteasome-mediated ubiquitin-dependent protein catabolic process. NCBI's taxonomy places the organism in Eukaryota, Fungi, Ascomycota, Leotiomycetes, Helotiales, Hyaloscyphaceae. The transcript has 4 exons. Gene Ontology annotation, molecular function: ATP binding; ATP hydrolysis activity; proteasome-activating activity. Gene Ontology annotation, cellular component: proteasome regulatory particle, base subcomplex.